UGGCCUUCCACCAAGUAUGGCUAAUUGAUCAUUGGCUACUAUAAUUUUUUUUAUAGUCCCAUUGAAAUAGUAUAAAGUUCCAAAAUCCAAAUCACCAAACAACAAACAAAAAAAAAAGUUAAAAUUUGAACAUAUCAUCAUCAUCAUUACUUUCAUCACUACUUCAACACCCCCCCCACACUUUAAAAUUUUUUUCCAAACAAUUCCCUCUUCUUUUCUUAUACUCCUUCCACUUCCCUCUCCCCCCCUUUUUGUACCUUUUUCUUCUUCCUCCCCCUUGUUAUGUCUCAACUUCCCUUUACUCAACUCUCUCACCUAAAAUCUCUUUCUCUCUCUUUUUUAUUUGUAUUUCUCUCUCACUACACAAACCUCUUCAAAAGAAAAAAGGGAUUGUAGUUAUAGUUCUACUCAAUAUUGGUAUAAACAUAUACAUAUAUGCACAAAAGUAUUAUUAUGAUUCGUUAUCGUGAGAGCGAAUUUUGAAAUCGCAACAUUGAAAUUUCAGCACAAUGAGUAGGAGGAUUCUCAGGAGUUUUUACAUAUUCAUCCAAAUUUGUUGUCUUCUUAUAUGUUCAGGUUCAAAUGCUACACAUACAGGACAUAAUUCCAAGUCCAUUUCCAGUAACCAAAAGGACAUAACAACUCCAAUAACAACAGUUCCAACUGGAACUCCUCUCACCACUACUCCCACUAUAACUACUCCAGUAUUGAAUCCAACAAUCUCUGAUCCCGAUUCGACCUCUAGCGGUCCUUCCAAUCCGGUACUGACACCAUCUGUAACCAAUUCCCCAACAUAUUCAUCAGUCUCAAGCAGCUGGUGCGUGGCGAGUCAAGCUGCCUCACAAACAACCCUGCAAGUCGCUUUAGACUAUGCUUGUGGCUACGGUGGCGCUGAUUGCUCUGCCAUUCAGACUGGUGGCACUUGCUACAAUCCCAAUACGCUUCGCGCUCACGCGUCCUUUGCAUUCAAUAGUUACUAUCAGAAAAAUCCAAUUCCUAAUAGCUGCAAUUUUGCUGGUGCAGCUGUUACUACAAACACUGAUCCUAGUACUGGCUCAUGUCAAUAUCCAUCAACAAGCACAAGUGCAUCCAUUUUGAAUACGACGAAUUCAAGUGGUUCAACAGUAUUUGGCGCUGGGCCAAUUACGCCUACUACUUCAGCAGCUGUCUCACCAAAUAUCAUCCUGAAUAAUUACCAUCAUAUUUUUAUUUAUCUCGUGAUACUGCUAGCAGACUAUCAUAACAUCCUCUGAAGCCGAAUUUUUUCAUGGCAAUUGUGGAGUACAACAUACUGCUGCUCGAUUUACGACAGAGUUAACAGCAAUGGUGUGAUCAGUGAUGUCGAAUUGGUAACAAGUUGUUGCUUUUUUUCAAAUCAAUUUGCUGAAAUGACAUGUUGAUGUUGAUGAUGCUGGAUUUGUAGUGUAGCUACUUUGUUAGCUAGAAAUUAAGGUUUCUUAUAAGUUUUGUAAAAGCAUAUAGGACUAAUAAAUGUAGUUAUGUGGAUAAAAGAAUAUGAUACACAUUGCUUUUGUUUUGCUAAACCGGAGAAACAGUGACAGAGUCAGAAUUUUUAUUUUCUGAAUAAUUUUAAAUGUACGAAUAUAUUGAUAGGUUGCUUAGACAACAGAAUCUAACUUGGGAAAUUGUGUAAAAAGGAGGAAGUUUCCACUGA
Solanum pennellii is the source of this 1675-nucleotide messenger RNA. RefSeq names its product carbohydrate-binding X8 domain-containing protein-like. NCBI's taxonomy places the organism in Eukaryota, Viridiplantae, Streptophyta, Magnoliopsida, Solanales, Solanaceae. The coding region runs from base 510 to 1253 and encodes 247 amino acids. The record is from RefSeq and is a predicted model, not a curated record. The transcript has 4 exons.